Prorocentrum cordatum is the source of this 882-nucleotide messenger RNA. The record is from the annotation of a GenBank genome assembly. NCBI's taxonomy places the organism in Eukaryota, Dinophyceae, Prorocentrales, Prorocentraceae.
AUGUCCGAGCGCCAGGUCGACGCCCAGGUGAGGCGCGCGGAGGCCCACGCCUCGAGAAGCUGGGGCGCCUGUACGCCGAGCUCCUUGGCCGGCCAGACGGGCCCAGCUGCACAUGCGUGGACUGCCCUCACAGGCGACGCUCGAGGCCGAGCUUGGAAACAUGGAGAAGGAGAUCAAGGCGACCGACUCCGAGUCCAAGGCCUUCCACGGGGAGACUGGAGAAUUCCACGACCGGGGGGAUGGCGCCGAGUCAGACAUACACCAAGAGCUGAAGCUGGAGCAUCGCCAGGAGACCGCGCGGAGGAGGUCGAGGAGCACAGGGAGGCAAAGCUGUGGAAGCUGGCAACAAAGAAGGUGGAGAACCAGAUGGUGAAAGAGAAGCUGUACCUGCACCGCCGCGCGAUGCUGGAGCACGAGACACAUCAGUGGCUCGCGCAGGAGGCGGAGGCCAUGCGCCGCACGGCGGCGACCCUCGGGGCCCUCGGCGAGGACGGCGAGAUCCUGCAGAUGCUCGACAUCUCCAAGGGGGAUCUGGACGGCAUGAUGAUCGCGAUGGAGACCUUCGGCAGGCAGGGGCACGACAACAUGACCGGCCUCUGGAUCGAGGACAAGCUGGCCGCCUCGCGAUCAAAGGUCGAGUACGCCUCCGCCAAGAUGCUGGAGGCAGUGAAGCACAAGGUGGAGACCUUCAAGAGUAUGAACCCGAGCGAUUACGACGACCGCCAGUUCUUGGUGCGGCUGGCCCACCUCCUCGACGACACCAGGGCCGAGAUCGGGAGCGUCGAGGAAGUCAAGGAGAGGGAGAGGGGCCGCCUGGAGAAUUGGGACAAGGCCGACGGCGAGAAGCUCACCUACAGCCUGGGCUUGAGCCCGCAGGAGUGA